This is a messenger RNA of Annulohypoxylon maeteangense, 672 nucleotides long. RefSeq lists its product as uncharacterized. Gene Ontology annotation, cellular component: endoplasmic reticulum. Lineage: Eukaryota; Fungi; Ascomycota; Sordariomycetes; Xylariales; Hypoxylaceae. The record is from RefSeq and is a predicted model, not a curated record. Gene Ontology annotation, molecular function: L-ascorbic acid binding; procollagen-proline 4-dioxygenase activity; iron ion binding. Gene Ontology annotation, biological process: peptidyl-proline hydroxylation to 4-hydroxy-L-proline. Bases 1 to 672 code for a protein of 223 amino acids. The transcript is spliced from 2 exons.
AUGCCGAAUCAAGAGUCAGAUAUCUUGAGUGGACCUUCUCCUAUCUCUGCCACGGCACGAAUAAUCAACUUUAACGAGACAGACGUAGACGAGUACGAUGGUUACUUCGCAAUGAUAAUCGACAAUAUUUGUACACAAGAUGAGUGCGCGAAUUUACUCAAACUCGUCAGCCCCGCUGAUGGUGCAGAAUGGCCACCCGCAGCUGUAACCGCCUACGACGGGUCCCAAGUCGUAGACACGAAGUCCCGGUUCUGUGGUCGGAUAUUCUAUACAUCUAAGGUCCUGGCAGAUCGUCUCCUAGAGCGCGUAUUACCGUUCAUACCCCCUGAGAUUGUCACGUUAGAAAAUGCACCUGACAUCACGGGCCAGUUCCCCAUCAUUCGUAAUGAAUCGUGGCGCAUCUGUCGGCUUAACAACAAACUUCGAUUCCUCAAUUUUCUGACUCUGCACCUGUACUUGAAUGGGGGUGCAGACGACGACAAUGUGGUGGAAGGCGGCGCUACGAGGUUUGGUGUCGACUUUGAAGAUCCACAAGCUGGAAAGUUAGAUAUCGACCCUAAAGGAGGAAGUCUAGUAUUAUUCCAGCAGAGGGACAUGUAUCAUGAAGGAGCGACAGUCAUGAAAGGGACCAAAUAUACAAUGAGGUCGGAUGUUAUGUAUGAGAAAAUAUGA